Messenger RNA from Echinops telfairi (small Madagascar hedgehog), 1078 nucleotides. It is a transcript of the gene PERP, whose product is annotated as p53 apoptosis effector related to PMP22. The transcript is spliced from 3 exons. Gene Ontology annotation, biological process: cell-cell adhesion. The record is from RefSeq and is a predicted model, not a curated record. The coding region runs from base 18 to 599 and encodes 193 amino acids. Gene Ontology annotation, cellular component: cell-cell junction; membrane. NCBI's taxonomy places the organism in Eukaryota, Metazoa, Chordata, Mammalia, Afrosoricida, Tenrecidae.
GCGUCGCCACCGUCGAGAUGCUGCGCUGCGGCCUGGCCUGCGAGCGCUGCAGGUGGAUCCUGCCCCUGCUCCUGCUCAGCGCCAUCGCCUUCGACAUCAUCGCGCUGUCCGGCCGCGGCUGGCUCCAGUCGAGCACCCACUUGCAGACGGCCUCGCUCUGGUGGAAAUGCCCCAGCGAGGGCGGCGGCACCGGGUCCCCCGAGCAGGGCUGCAUCAGCCUCAUGCAGUUCGCAUGGGGAAGAGCCGCGGCUGCCAUGCUCUUCUGCGGUUUCAUCAUCCUGGUCAUCUGCUUCAUCCUCUCCUUCUUUGCCCUCUGUGGACCCCAAAUGCUCAUCUUCCUGAGAGUGAUUGGAGGACUCCUGGCCCUGGCUGCGGUGUUCCAGAUCAUCUCGCUGGUCAUUUACCCAGUGAAGUACACGCAGGAGUUCGAUCUUCACAGCAACAUCGGCGUCACCUUCAUCUAUAACUGGGCCUACGGCUUUGGCUGGGCAGCCACGAUCAUCCUCAUCGGCUGUGCCUUCUUCUUCUGCUGCCUCCCCAACUAUGAGGAUGACCUGCUGGGUAACGCCAAGCCCAGAUACUUCUACUCCUCCGCCUAACGCGGGCCAGCGCAGCGGGAAACGCUCUGCGCAGACGCAGUCCAGAGAGAGCAACUCCGUGCCCCAGAUGAAUUCGAACCGACGUUUGGCAGCGAGCACGUGCUCAUCUUAUGAAACGAGUCAAAACUAUGCUAAAGUAGAAAAUAUGUCCUAAAUGGUGUCAGCGUUCCAUAGGCAUCUUUUAUACCUUGGGGUUUUUUUUAAUGGAGUUAAACAAGACUUCCUCUUUUUCGCUCAUUUCCUACCAUUUACCAACGUUGCCUAAUAUCUGUCACUGCCUAAUAUUGUGUUUGUAAAAGAAAGUGAAUAUGAAAAUGUACUUUUUUAAAUGGUUAGAAUGAUAAGGCUUCCAGGUUGUCAGUAACCUGAUUAAGUUACUGUGUUUCUCAGAGUGAACAGAGUGGGCCUAUUAAGGUCUAAAGAGAAGAGAGAGAGAUUAAAGUUGUUAGUGGCCAAAUGUUCUAAAAGAAAUGGGAGAA